ACCGGACCACUACGCUAUCACUGGACUUGACAAUGGCGGAGACUCUGAACGUGGCGGUGAUCGGAGCCGGCGUGGCGGGGCUAUCGGCGGCCCGACAACUCAAGAGGAACGGUCAUCGCGUUGUCGUCUACGAGAAAUCCGACCGCCUAGGCGGGAUAUGGGUUUACGAUCCCCGCGUCGAGUCCGAUCCAUUGGGCCGUGAUCCGAACCGGGAAGUGAUUCACGCCAGCCUCUACAAAUCUCUCCGGACCAAUCUGCCCGUACAUUUAAUGGGAUUUUCCGACUACCCAUUCCGCGUCACCAACAACGGCCACCUCUCCAACUUUCCCGGCCACGCCGAGGUGCUUAAGUUCCUCACCGAGUUCGCCGCCGAGUUUGAACUCGCUGAGCUCAUCCGGUUCAACACAGAGGUUAUUCGAGUUGAGCAGGUUGACGGAAGCAGGAAUGGGGAGAAGUGGGUCGUUGAGUCAAGAAGAACGAGUCAACUGAGUUCAGAGGAAGAAGUGUUUGAUGCUGUUGUGGUUUGUAUUGGCCAUUAUACUCAACCUAGAUUAGCAGAGUUUCCAGGCAUUGAAAAAUGGCCUGGGAAACAAAUUCAUAGUCACAACUACAGAGAUUCAGAGCCAUACAAGAAUCUUGUUGUGGUUUUGAUUGGACAUUCAGCUAGUGCCCAUGAUAUCUCCAGAGAGAUAGCCCUUGUAGCAAAAGAAGUUCAUCUUUCAUCAAGAUCUAAGGAUGUUAAACUGUCCAAAGUUGAUGGUUAUCAAAACAUGUGGCAGCAUUCUAAGAUUGACCAUGUUGAUGAAACUGGGGAAGUGGUUUUUGAAGAUGGAGAGUCCAUUCAUGCAGAUGCCAUUCUUCAUUGUACAGGGUUCAAAUAUGAAUUCCCUUUCCUGAACACAAAUGGGGUUGUAAAUGUAGAUGACAACCGCGUUGGACCGUUGUACAAGCAUGUCUUUCCUCCCGAGCUUGCGCCUAGGCUCUCGUUUAUUGGAAUACCUUACCGGGUUAUCGUGUUUCGAAUGCUGGAGUUGCAAGCUAAAUGGAUAGCUCAAGUUCUGUCUGGCAAUGCCCUUCUUCCUUCAAGGGAGGAGAUGUUGGCUGAUGUUGAAGCACAUUAUAGGCAAAUGGAGGAGAAUGGAAUCCCCAAGCACCACACUCAUUGGCUUUAUAACUAUGAGAUGGAGUACCUGGACUUCCUUGCAGCCCAAGCUGGAGUGCCACCAGUUGAUCCUGAGCUGAAACAGAUGUUUUACAACCUUUUCAAGUUUGCCUAUAAACAUGGAUUUAGUUCUGCAUCAAGGGAUCUGUGGGAUGAAAAUUGGAGACCAGAAGAAUAAAUAGCCUUAUGUAUAGACACUUAACUUGGUCAUAUAUGUGCCUUCAUAAGCGAUUCACGAUAUCUAUUAUAGAGUCAUACAUAAACGAUUCACAAUAUUUGUUGUAAAGACUCUUACACCUACAAUUACAAGCCUGCGCCUACUAUAA
Ipomoea nil (Japanese morning glory) is the source of this 1488-nucleotide messenger RNA. Its product is annotated as flavin-containing monooxygenase FMO GS-OX-like 2. The transcript has 7 exons. Bases 33 to 1340 code for a protein of 435 amino acids. Gene Ontology annotation, molecular function: NADP binding; flavin adenine dinucleotide binding; N,N-dimethylaniline monooxygenase activity. Lineage: Eukaryota; Viridiplantae; Streptophyta; Magnoliopsida; Solanales; Convolvulaceae. The record is from RefSeq and is a predicted model, not a curated record.